Messenger RNA from Fonsecaea erecta, 822 nucleotides. RefSeq lists its product as hypothetical. The record is from RefSeq and is a predicted model, not a curated record. Lineage: Eukaryota; Fungi; Ascomycota; Eurotiomycetes; Chaetothyriales; Herpotrichiellaceae. The transcript has a single exon. The coding region runs from base 1 to 822 and encodes 273 amino acids.
AUGUCGAUAAAUACAAUUCCUGCGCCUCUGGCUGGGAAAGUCGCUUUGGUCACGGGCGGGUCGCGAGGCAUCGGCCGCGGCAUUGCGAUCCAUUUCGCGGCAAGAGGCGUUUCCAAGAUCGCCAUCACUUAUGCCGGGGACUCGUCUGCCGCAAACGAGACUCUGGCGGCAAUUGGCAAAAUUGACCCAGAUAUCACGGUCACCGCCAUACGGGCGGAUGUCCUCUCACCGACUUUCGCAUCCGACCUGGUGUCCAAGGUGCUCCAGGACCUCUCGACGCGAACCGUCGACAUCAUCGUGUGCAAUGCGGCCUAUGUUAACCCAAGCAUUGUGGCGCCCACCGUCACAGUGACCAAGGAACUCUUCGACAACCUCAUGAUGGGCAACGCGUGGGCUCCCGUGCAGCUUUUUCUGACAGCGUUGCCCCAUCUGCCGCAAAGCGGUCGCGUCAUCAUGGUCGGCAGCACCGCGUCCAAGACGCCGAAUGCGGACCCCGCGGUGUGCUACGGCGCGUCCAAGGCCGCCCUGGACAGCUUCACACGGAGCCUCGCUCUGAUCUUCGCGGCCCGGCACGGCAUUACCAUCAACUCGGUGUCGGUGGGCCCGGUGAUGACGGACUUGCUGAAGAUUCCCCUCGAGCAGGGCAUUCUACCGGACAGAUACAUCCCGGAUCUGGUGAGCAGGAACACCGCAGAGAAGAGGAUGGGCGAGGUCGAGGACAUCGCGGCCAUCGUCGGCUUUCUGGCGAGCGAGGAGAGCAGGUGGAUCAACCGGAACAACGUCCCGGCGAAUGGCGGCGCUGUGCUCGAGAUCCAGGGGUAG